Messenger RNA from Solenopsis invicta (red fire ant), 920 nucleotides. RefSeq lists its product as uncharacterized. The transcript is spliced from 5 exons. The coding region runs from base 153 to 674 and encodes 173 amino acids. The record is from RefSeq and is a predicted model, not a curated record. NCBI's taxonomy places the organism in Eukaryota, Metazoa, Arthropoda, Insecta, Hymenoptera, Formicidae. Gene Ontology annotation, cellular component: BLOC-1 complex.
ACAUUAAAUCUACAUUUUAUUUAUUAAAUGCAAAUAUCAUGUUGAAAAUAUAUACGAUACCAAUAAUGUUAGAAAUAGAAGAUAUUCACAUCUGAAAGUCUUUGGUUAGAUCAGUGACAUGUAUUAUGGAAAUCUUACUAUAAAUAUCAAAUAUGUCUAAAAAAAUGGAUUUGAAAGCUGUAGUUGUGUCUGGAGAAGCUCCAGAGUCUGAUGACGAUGCGUCGAAUAUUGUCACUAACCUAGGAUUUCCUACUAUACGUACACCAUCAACCUACUGCGGUACUAUUAUUUCAGGCGAAGCACCAGAAUCAGAUGAUGAUCUAACAAGUUUGAGUAGUGUUAGCGGAGCAGUGGAUGCCAUGGCAUGUCCUCCUUAUACAGAUCUUAAGAUACCAAAAUCUAAGAAAAGUUCUAUCAAAUAUAAUAGUUUGCUUCACAAAAAAUUGCACGAAUGCAAUGAAACCUUGGAUAGAGACAUUUUACAAAUGACCGAGGGCGCGAUCACGACCAGUGUGCAAGAAUUGUCAGCUGUUAAUCGACAGUUGCUGAGAAGUGAAUUGGUGUUACAAGAGGCUGUAUGUCAAUUGCGUAACGCCUCCAGUCGUGUAAAGGACGCCUCCGACACUCUACAUCAACUCAUAAACGACAACUUCUUGCAUUCCGUUAAAACUUAACUUAUACCAAACUUAUUAAAUGCGUCUCUAUUCUUAAGAUAUACAUGUAGCAAUGAAUAACAGGUAUGUGCUUAGUUAUAUAUAAUGCCAUCAUUGUGGUUCCGCGCAUUAGAUGCGGGUGUUAAAAAAAAAUGCAAUUUCCUCUUUGAGAUCAAGGACGUUGUUGAGCAUUAAUCGAUCUUCCCUUUAACUGGCAGUACUAUUUAAUGUGUUCUUAUACUUUCCAACGCUCGUUUGUUUCGAGAA